Ichthyophthirius multifiliis is the source of this 657-nucleotide messenger RNA. RefSeq lists its product as hypothetical. Gene Ontology annotation, biological process: negative regulation of MAPK cascade; protein dephosphorylation. Gene Ontology annotation, cellular component: cytoplasm. Gene Ontology annotation, molecular function: MAP kinase tyrosine/serine/threonine phosphatase activity; protein tyrosine/threonine phosphatase activity. The transcript is spliced from 3 exons. NCBI's taxonomy places the organism in Eukaryota, Ciliophora, Oligohymenophorea, Hymenostomatida. The record is from RefSeq and is a predicted model, not a curated record.
AUGAAUUAAAACAUAAUUUAAAAUAACGAACAACUUGACGAAUAGCCCGUAUAAGAAAAUCCUUCAUAUGCAGAUAUGGUAUAUUAAAUAAAACCUCAUAAUAAUGAAAAAAAGCAUGGUUGUUUAUAUUUAGGUGGUAUAAAAGCAGCAUGUGACUUAGCUUUUUUGAAAGAAAAUAAUAUAAAAGCAGUUUUAACAGUAUAAGAUUGUGACGAAUUAUAGUAUGAGUAAAAUACAUAAAUAAAUCAUCAUAAAAUAUGCGCAAGUGAUUGUUCUACUUAUGAUAUAAAAAAGGACUUUUACGAAUCAUAUGAAUUUAUUAAUGAAAAUUUGGAAAAAACUAAUGUAUUGGUUCAUUGCUUCAAAGGAGUUUCAAGAAGUCCUACUAUUUGUAUAGCUUAUUUAAUGAAAAAAGAAAAUAUUAGAUGCUCAGAAGCUUAUUAGGAAAUAAAAAAACAUAGAAAAGAAGUUAAUCCUAAUGGAGGUUUUAUGUUUCAUUUAGAAAAAUUUUAUUAAGAAAUAAGAUAGAUUAAACUAUUAAAUUAUCUUCUUUUAUGUAUUUAAAAAAUGUAAUAAAAAGAUAUUGGAAAAAACCAAUAGAAUAAAAAAAAAUAAUAAAUAAUAUUUGUUAUUGGCCAAAACAUCAUGUUCGCUUGA